Messenger RNA from Rhagoletis zephyria (snowberry fruit fly), 1680 nucleotides. Lineage: Eukaryota; Metazoa; Arthropoda; Insecta; Diptera; Tephritidae. The record is from RefSeq and is a predicted model, not a curated record.
AUGGCCGAGCCAGCGCCAGCACCCGCAUCAACACCAGCGUCAACAUCCUACGAGAAAAUGCAGCACAUCCUGGGCCAGUGUCGCGAGUCCCGCAAGCUAGUGCUUUUGAUUGUCGCCAUUGGACUCCUACUGGACAACAUGCUGCUCACUUCAGUCGUGCCCAUAAUUCCCGCCUUUCUCUAUGAGCUACAUCACUCAAAAGACAUGGUCGCACUCAAUGAAUCCUACCAAACUUCAACGCCCACACCGGCACAAGAAUGGAACCGACGAGUGGAGCAAAACCUUGAAGAUUCGCAAAUACUGGCGCAGUUAAAGUGGGCAACAACAAACAGUAAACUUAAUCCUCAAUGUGAAAAAGCGGUCUGUGAAAAAGGAGUAAACAAUGGAAGUUAUUUCAAACUUUUCUUGCAGAUUGAAGAGUACCUGAUGACGACGACGGAUUUAACCACCACCACCGAAGAGGCGACAACCCUUCCUCCUUCUGAUGAGCAGGUGCUUCGACACAGAGAGCUUGUCGGUGAGAGCACCGAAGUGGGUGUAAUGUUUGCAUCAAAGCCGAUCGUUCAAGCAAUUACCAAUCCAUUUGUGGGCCCUCUUACCAACAAAAUUGGCUACUCCUGGCCACUUUUUGCAGGCUUGAUUAUGCUUUUCUUCUCAACAAUGCUUUUUGCAGCCGGCUCAACUUACUCUACGCUGUUUAUGGCGCGAUCUCUUCAAGGCGUUGGUUCUGCUUUUACCAGCGUGGCCGGCAUGGGACUGCUUGCUGAAAAGUACCCAGAUGACCGAGAAAGAGGCAACUCUAUGGCGAUUGCACUAGGUGGACUGGCACUCGGCGUGCUCAUCGGACCACCUUUUGGAGGUGUUUUGUAUGAGUUUAUUGGCAAGAGUUCGCCGUUUAUCAUUUUGGCAUUGCUGGCUCUAAUGGACGGAUGUCUGCAACUGCUGGUGCUUCAACCUAAAGUGAUUGAAGAGGAGCAAGAAGGUGCAUCCCUUCUCACGCUAAUUCGCGACCCCUAUAUCGUUGUGGCAGCUGGUGCAAUUACAUUUGCCAACUUGGGCAUUGCCAUUCUCGAGCCGUCCUUGCCACUUUGGAUGAUGGACACAAUGCAGUCAUCCAACUGGGAGCAAGGUGUCGCUUUUCUUCCUGCGUCCAUCUCUUACCUCAUAGGCACCAACAUUUUCGGUCCCCUUGGUCACCUAAUGGGCCGGUGGCUGGCUUCCCUUUGUGGUCUGGUCAUAAUCGGCUUUGCUCUGCUCAUUAUUCCAUUGUCUACCAGUCUUUCUGAGCUUAUCAUUCCCAACUCUAUGAUUGGAUUUGCCAUUGGAAUGGUUGACAGUUCAAUGAUGCCGCACCUUGGAUACUUGGUAGAUAUUCGACACACUUCAGUUUACGGAAGCGUAUACAGUCUUGGAGACUUUGCUUUUUGUCUUGGCUUUGCCGUUGGCCCAGCACUUAGCUCGACGCUAGUUUCGCUUAUCGGUUUUGGUGGCUUGUGCACGACCACGGCAAUUGUGUGCUUCUGCUUUGCACCGUGCAUGUUGAUGCUUCGAAACCCGCCCGGAAAAAAUGAAAACAAAAUUCUUCUUAAUGAGGGUGCUGUGAAAUAUGUGAGCUACACAAAUGAGGAAACUCCCGAUGAGGAUCCUUCUAAGCCAAAGGCUUUUGAAAUGGUGCCCUAG